AUGACACCAAACUACGAAUCCUGGUCAAAGGAUGAGCUGAUCGCACGACUCAGAGAGGUGGAGACAAAAAAGCACGCCAAGUCAACUCACUUACCAACAUCUAAAAAACCAUUCCAUUUUUCAUCCCACCCGAAGCGCAAGAUCGCUAUCAAGUUCUGUUACUCGGGAUGGGAGUAUAAUGGGCUGGCGUAUCAAAACGGUCCUACGCCUCUUCCAACGGUCGAGGAUGUCUUGUUUAAAGCCUUUGUAAAGGCAAGGCUCGUCGAUGAAACUGGCGGCUUGGAUGGCUGUGGAUGGGAGAAAUGUGGAAGGACAGAUCGAGGGGUGAGCGCUGCUGGUCAGGUAGUUUCGUUGUGGGACACUCCCCAAAACACCUCACUCCAGCCUUCUACGAAAAACGAGCUCCGCUACGUAUCCAUCCUAAACCGCGUACUCCCCCCUACAAUCCGCGUCCUAGCAUGGUCUCCCAUCUCCCCCAAUUUUUCCGCCCGCUUCAACUGCAAACACAGACACUACAAAUACUUCUUCACCUCUCAUGGACUCGACGUAUCCCUCAUGCAAUCAGCUGCAAACCGUCUCAUCGGCGAACAUGACUUUCGCAAUUUGUGCAAGCUUGAUCCAGGAAAACAGAUCACCAACUUUCACCGCUGUAUCGUCCGCGCACAGAUCAAUCUAGUCUCACCAGAGUCUGAUGGCGAUAACCGUGUAUACGUAUUCGAUCUCGUAGGAUCAGCUUUCCUAUACCAUCAAGUUCGACAUAUCAUGGCCGUCCUUUUCCUCGUCGGAACAGGACUCGAACAACCGUCCAUCAUAUCAACCCUCAUGAACGUCUGUCAUGCAGAAUCUGAUUCAUUACCCGAGUCUCAGUUGCCACUGGUGGAUCGCAAACCCGAGUAUCAGAUGGCAGACGCUCUCCCUCUCAUGCUCUGGGACUGUGCCUACGCAGAUUCAGAUGUCACAUGGCAAACAGACGACGACGGUACAGAGAGCGGCAGUGGCUCAGACCUCUAUCACCAACUCCAUUCUAUACAUCAACGCUCCCUCAUCCACACAGUCCUAGACGAGCACUUUCUUACAGCUGCUACCCAAUAUCAUUCUCCACCACCUCAAUACUUCCCUUUCAGUCAGACAGGACUGACACCUCACACGCUCCCUCGUUCGAACUUGGGGCGAGAACCGGUCCUUGGUGCCCCACUCGGUGCAGGGACGUACAAGCGCAGCGCAAAGUACACGCCUUUGUUGGAGAGGAAGAGACUUGAUCACGUCGAUGUGGCCAACGAACGAUGGCGAAUUGGCAGGGGGAGCAAGUAUAGCAAGCAAAAGACGCCUGACGAUGGAAUUGAAUGA
Suillus subalutaceus is the source of this 1347-nucleotide messenger RNA. Its product is annotated as pseudouridine synthase. Gene Ontology annotation, biological process: mRNA pseudouridine synthesis; tRNA pseudouridine synthesis. Bases 1 to 1347 code for a protein of 448 amino acids. The transcript is spliced from 2 exons. Lineage: Eukaryota; Fungi; Basidiomycota; Agaricomycetes; Boletales; Suillaceae. The record is from RefSeq and is a predicted model, not a curated record. Gene Ontology annotation, molecular function: pseudouridine synthase activity; RNA binding. Gene Ontology annotation, cellular component: nucleus; cytoplasm.